Aedes albopictus (Asian tiger mosquito) is the source of this 2010-nucleotide messenger RNA. Its product is annotated as SPRY domain-containing SOCS box protein 3. Gene Ontology annotation, cellular component: SCF ubiquitin ligase complex. Lineage: Eukaryota; Metazoa; Arthropoda; Insecta; Diptera; Culicidae. The record is from RefSeq and is a predicted model, not a curated record. The transcript is spliced from 3 exons. Bases 514 to 1602 code for a protein of 362 amino acids. Gene Ontology annotation, molecular function: protein binding. Gene Ontology annotation, biological process: proteasome-mediated ubiquitin-dependent protein catabolic process.
ACUAUCAUAAGCUGUCAACAAAUUGCACCGAAACCGUUCGUUUUUCCGGUGUCAAUUGCUACACCGGUGCAGUGCACCGUCGGGAAUAAACGAAUUCGACAUUAAUAACUUUCCACAUGCAGUUUGUCCAUAAGAUGCAUCUCACUUCACUCGUCGCGUCCAGGGCAGCGGAGGAUCGGUUGUUAGUCGUUCGCAGUCCACUAUUCGAAGUGGAUUGCUUUUGUAUAUUUAUACACAAUCUGAGUCUCCUGCCGACGGCCGCGAGAAUCGUGAAAUUUAAUAACGCCUUUCCAGAAGAUUUCGAGCCGGUUUCGUUACACAAAGGUUCCCGUUGGUGCAUCUUAGGUGGGAGGUUUUCUUCACCGUAUCGCUGUGCUCGUUUACAGUUUAUUUAGUUUUGAUACGUUAUCACGUGGCGAAGUGCGAUUCAACUUAAAGGUGUUCUUUACAAUUCGGCAGCCGAGGUGUUGGAAACAUCUUCCAUCCAUAACCAAACAGGACAUCCGAUGCAACAUGUCGCACAACCGUCGUGCAACAUACAACAUGCUGCUCAGGAGCAGCGAAAAUCGCUCCGUACCGUUCUGUAAUUGCGAAUAUCCGGCCGUGACGCGGUCCCGACACACGGACAAGAAAAUCGAACGCUGCCGAUGCGGCGAAGAUAGUUCGACGCGAUUCGAUUGGACCUGGGAUGUCGACUGUGGCCAUCCGGACACGAAAAUCACCAACGGGACGGAGAUUGUCUUCCAUCCCGUGUACAGCCAAGGGACGGCCGUUAUACGCGGAACACAGCCGUUGCAGCAGGGCAUGCACCAUUAUUGGGAGAUAAAAAUCCUGAGUCAGCUGGCCGGGACGGAUAUCAUGCUCGGAAUAGGAACCGACAAGGUAGAUCUACUCGCACAUCGAUUCAAAUUUUCCAGUUGCCUGGGUUUGGAUGACCAAUCGUGGGGCUAUUCGUACCGUGGUCUCACGCAGCACAACAAUCAGCUGAAAUACUACGGCAAAAAGUACAGUCAAGGCCGCAUUAUCGGUGUCUACGUCGAUAUGUUCCGCGGUGUCCUGGAGUUCUAUCUCAACCGGCGGUCGCAAGGCCGCGCCUACUCAAACAUUCCUCGCGACAGCAAAGGAUGCAUUUAUCCGAUGGUCUGCUCGACGUCCGCCAAGUCAUCGAUCAAACUCAUCAAUGCGGCAUCCUUCAAGGAUAGCCUGGUGUUCAACUGCAUGAAAGUGAUCUCCAAGUAUCCGAAACUACUAGAGCAAGUGUACGCAAUACCGGGGUUGAGGCGACACGCGGAUGACUUGUGGUUCCUCCAAUUGCGGGAACCGAAAAAGCCUGACGAAUUUCAACGCAACAACCUUCUCCUAGAAGACGAGGCGCUGCUUUGUGGAAUGAAGAAAAAGAAAUUCAACGGAUUGGUUUCGCACAGUCAAGUGCAAACUGCACCGGAAAAUAUUUCGGAAGAUCAAAUUUACGACAACAUGAUCACGGAAGAGGAUACGAAGAAGCAGCCAAUUGGUGGCGCUCGAACCGUAAGCACCAGUAGCAGCAGUGAGGACGAGGAAUUGGCGUGGAUGAUCUCUCGUGAGUUCUUCUGCAAUCACUGAAUGAGAAGACAUUUAUAAGGCAACUGAAAAAUUCCAACGUAUAUGACUGAUUUAGAGCGUGUUGAUCGGCAGUAGACUUAAGUAAAUUAUUCCGGAAGAAUUAGAACUUGUGCCAUCUACAAUUACUUUUAGAUUUAUAUACGAGCAAUGUUCGGCAGUUGACCGAACUUACAUUAAUGAAAAAUACACGCUAAAAUUUGUUCAAGACUUAUGUUCGAUUAUGUGUAAAUGUUGCAGUCUUUUUGUGUAGUAAACAUCAGAUUUUGAAUGUUUUUUUUUUUAACACGUAAGCGCAACUACUCUGCGGAAAUAUUUAGCUAGCACUCAUGUGUUCCAUGCAUAUCGUCGAAUAUGUAACCUACUAUAAACUACAUAUUUAAAAUAAACGUUAUAUUUAACAAAGACUAA